AGGCCGGAACUAGCUGGAGUCCUCACAGCUCAGAGGAGGUUCAAGCGUCUCAGCCGUCUGUCAUCCAAACGCCCGCAACAGCUAUGUCUGACUUCUCAGAGGACCAGAUCAUGGAGUUCAAGGAGGCCUUCCUUUUGUUUGACCGGACAGGUGAGGGGAAGAUCACCUACAGCCAGUGUGGUGACGUGAUGCGGGCCCUGGGGCAGAACCCGGUCAAUGCUGAGGUGCUCAAAGUCCUGGGAAACCCCAAGUUAGAAGAAAUGAACCACAAGAUGCUGGAUUUUGAACAGUUCCUUCCCAUGCUUCAGGCCAUUGCUAAGAACAAGGACCAGGGCUCCUUCGAAGAUAUCGUAGAAGGCCUACGUGUCUUUGACAAGGAGGGAAAUGGCACUGUGAUGGGAGCAGAGCUGCGUCAUGUCCUCACCACACUAGGUGAGAAAAUGACAGAAGAAGAGGUGGAGACUCUUUUAGCAGGACACGAAGACGCCAAUGGCUGCAUUAACUAUGAAGCUUUUGUUCAUCACAUCAUCUCUGGUUGAGCAGAGGAACUCGUCCGGAUGGUGAUGAGCGGUUGAGGGUUCCACAAACACGCUUCCAGCUUUAAUUUUAUUCCUGAAUAUUUUUUGUGUUGCUUGUUUUGUUUUGCCCUUCCAUCCAUGUCAUCCUACCUCCGACAAGUCUGUGUUUUGUUACUGUAUACCUGCUUUUUUUCUUUUUUCUUUUUUUUUUAAAAGUGCCUUUUCUGUCUAAUGUGAAGAGACCUUUUCAUCUCAUUUUCCAAACAUUAUUCAACCUCGCAGGCACAAUCAGCUGUAGUUUCCCCCCCUGUCAGUCAAACCCUGUCAGUCUUGUUGUCAACAGUAUUUUUUUUUUCUUUUGGAUGGAUAUGAUAAUGUGACAUGUUACACUGAAUAAUAUUGAAUAAAAAUCAUGGUUUACAAAGUGUCA
Molecule: messenger RNA, 948 nt
Organism: Stegastes partitus (bicolor damselfish)
Lineage: Eukaryota; Metazoa; Chordata; Actinopteri; Pomacentridae
Gene: myl6
Product: myosin, light chain 6, alkali, smooth muscle and non-muscle
Exons: 7
Coding region: 84-539 (151 amino acids)
Cellular component (GO): myosin II complex
Molecular function (GO): structural constituent of muscle; calcium ion binding
Source: RefSeq, a predicted model, not a curated record